This is a messenger RNA of Drosophila navojoa, 1885 nucleotides long. It is a transcript of the gene nxf4, whose product is annotated as nuclear export factor 4. Gene Ontology annotation, molecular function: protein binding; RNA binding. Gene Ontology annotation, cellular component: nucleus. Lineage: Eukaryota; Metazoa; Arthropoda; Insecta; Diptera; Drosophilidae. The record is from RefSeq and is a predicted model, not a curated record. Gene Ontology annotation, biological process: poly(A)+ mRNA export from nucleus.
AUGUCGACUAAGAAGGAUCGCAGUAAUCCCGACUCGUCUGUAGACACCGCAAACAACUCGGGUAGUAGCCAUAGUUCAACAAGUUAUAACCCCAACGUACGGCGUUCGCAGGGCCGCUACCUCGUGCCCAUUAGCCCGUAUGGUUGGUAUCGUGUCCUGGUCUACAGCCAGUACAGCGGCUACACCGUGGAGCAGGUGAUGGAAAAACUCCGUGAGGCUGUGGCGCCGCGCAAGCUCAAGUAUUACUAUUUACACGAAGGCGGCGAACAGGAUGUGGAGCGGGACAAGCGGGCCACGUUCACCUUCUAUGUGGAUAGCUACAAGCUGGCCGCGGAGCUGCAGCUGCGUGGACACCAGCCGCCAGUUGUGGGUCUGCGCGUCAACGAUCGACCGCCCCUGAUCGAUGUGGACGAGGCGUACAAGUGGAAGCUGCGAAAGGUGAUAAUGUCCCGCUACGAUGAGAAGAGGCGCUGCUUGAAUCUGUGUCGCUUCUAUGCGGAUGACCAGUGGAAGGGCGAGUUCUGUGCGCUGCAGCAGUUCGAGUGCUUCGCGGCGACCAUGGACAUCAUGGAGCGGGAGUUGCCGCAGCUGCGUCGUCUGCUGCUGGACAACAAUCAUAUGUGCCACUUGGGUGGCUUUCGUGGCGUGGAUCAGCGACUGCCACGCCUACACUCGAUCUCGCUGCAGCAAAACGACCUGAAGACGCUGCGCGAACUGCGCGUCUUCCAGCGCCUGCAUCUCACCGAGCUCUCGGUCAAGCGGAAUCUGCUGCCCCGCAACUACGAGCAACAGGUUCUCGUCAUGUUUCCGUCUCUGUGCAUGCUCAACGGCCGAUGCGUGAGGCGCAGCCCCUCGAUACACACAGUCAACGUCAGCGAAAGCGAUGCGGAUAGUAUUCAUAAUACCGACAGCGAUGUGGAGCUAGUCUCCGUCACCGAGGUCAAGCCAAUUGUCCUGCCUGAACCGCGCGUCACGUUUCUGGCUUUCCACGAUCUACCGAUGCCGAUGGGCGUCAGGAAGUUCGUGCGCCGAUAUAUAAAGGCCUUCGAUGGCGAUGAGAGGAUCACAAGUCUGGAGCGAUUCUAUCAAGAGCAUGUGCUGGUCUCCCUAACACUGGCCAAGGAACACGCCAUGCUGGGCUCAUGGACCGGGCCCUACGCCGUCUAUAGCCGGCAGCUGCUGGCCUGCCGGGAAGCUACGCUCGAUAUGUUUGCGGCCUGGCCCAAAACAUUGCAUUUGCCGGGAACGAUGACCCUGGACUUGACUCUAGUGGAGCCGCUCAUGCUGUGCGUCUCCAUCACGGGCAGCUUUGAGGAGAAUGGCUCGGCCAGCCAUCGACGCCACUAUAUGCGAAGCUUUGUGCUGACCAGAAAGGCCGAAACGGACGACUUUCGCAUAGCCAAUGAGCUCAUCUAUCUCAGUCGUGUUGGCCGUGGCGAACGGCAGCCGCCCCUGCUCAAUCCUCUGCAGCGCAAUCUGGUCUCCUUGAUGUCGACGGAGACGCAACUCAAGUUGCGCUGGAGCAGCAAAUUCUUGAGAGAUACGAAUUGGGACUAUCAACAGGCAAUGCUGGCAUUCCACACACUCCUACGACAGCGCCAGAUACCCGAAAACGCAUUCAGGUGCGAUACAAAGACCGAGCCGAAUCCGUGACGUCAGCCACCGCAAGCCGUAUACCCGAUGUGCCCGCAGGGAAAUUGAAAAUUCCACUGAUUAUGCUGAUUAAAUUUUGUUUUGAACUGAAUGUAAGGGCAUUAACUGUGCCUUGACUAUGCCAAUAAGGAUGUCCCUGCGCUCUGUGAAUAAUUUCAUAAUUUAUUUGCUCAAUUCGAUCUAUGCUAUGUGGAAGACAGCCAAAGUUUCUUACAACUGGUAAGAUUGUGAA